UACAUUACUCAUGUCCGGCAGGGCGUUUACAUCUAUAAUUAUAAUAACAUUAUCUCAUGUCAAAGUUCAAGUUUUGUUAGUCUGUCGUCAUUUAGAUUCUUCAUCACGAUGAAUAUAUACGUGAAAUUUUAUUUAGUGCUGUUUUUUCUUAGUUCGGUGACUUGUCGAAGCGCUCUUCAAGAGGAACUCACCGUUCUGUCCGUGAAAGAGUUCUUGACUAAAUAUGGCUACCUCCCAGAGAGAAUUAAAGGCGUCGACUACACCUACACAAAAAAGGCGAUAGCAGAUGGCGUUAGAAGGAUGCAAGCAUUCGCCGGACUGCCGCCAACGGGAGAAAUUGAUGAAGAAACUGAAAAGCUGUUCAAAACGAAACGAUGUGGCGUAAAAGACAUCGUGACUACUUCCUCCAAUCGACACAAGAGAUAUAUCGUGCAACAGGGCUGGGAUAAGAAGACAAUCACUUACAGUGUUUUAAAUGGAACAAGCACCCUCGAAAAAUCUCGAGUGGAGGCAUUGAUGGAUGCUGGUCUUGCAGUGUGGGCCCCCCAUGGAGGGCUGACUUUCCUUAAACGUGAUACCAAACCAGAUAUAUUAGUUUCAUUCGUCAACAAAGACCACGGUGAUGGGUUUCCGUUUGAUGGUCCAGGCCGUGUAGUGGCCCACGCAUUUCCGCCCCCUCACGGCGCGAUGCAUUUUGAUGAUGACGAGCUGUGGGCUGACAAUCCUGUUGACGAAGAUGAAGAUGUGACUGACUUCUUCGCGGUCGCAGUGCACGAAAUAGGCCAUGCGUUAGGCCUAUCACACUCGAAUGUAAAGGCAUCAGUUAUGUACCCGUAUUACCAAGUGCCAGUGGAGAAGCUGCACGAGGAUGAUAUAUCGGGCAUGCGAGAGUUGUAUUCUUCAGUAACAAAUGAUAACUCCAAAGAAGAUUCGGAGGAGACAACAGAGGCAGUGGUCUCCCGCUCGUCUCUUGUGCCUCGCUUCACGAAAGCUGAUAUAGAUGAAGAUGACAUUCCUGAUCUCUGCUUCACAUAUUAUGACACGAUACAGGUCAUACAGGGAAAGAUUUUUGUGUUCGAAGAAGAGUGGGUGUGGGUGUUGACAGAAAGAAAACAGAUAGAAGAAGGAUACCCGAAAAAGUUCCACGACGUGUUUAUUGGACUACCAAAAUAUAUUAAUGUUAUUAAAACGAUUUACGAGAAACGAAAUGGACAUAUAGUCAUAUUUUGGAGCCGACAUUACUGGGAGUUCAGCUCUCGAUUUCGUUUAAUAAAACGCGGGAGGAUCACAGAAUACUCCGUCCCACCACAAGUAUCCGAGCUGACGACAGUCUUCAUAUCUAACUAUAAUAAUAAGACCUACCUGUUUGAAGAAGAGAGAUUCUGGCGAUACAAUGAGGAUACAAAAAAGAUGGAUAGAGGAUACCCAAAGAUGAUGUCAGCGUGGAGAAAAGUGCCUGCGCCGGUUAAUGCAGCUAUUAUAUGGAAAGGAGAUACGUUUUUCUUCCAAGGACCACGUUUCUGGCGAUUUGAUAACACAUUAAUUCAAGCACACGAAUACUAUCCCUUACCGACAGCGCAAAUAUGGUUCCCUUGCGAAGCGACGCCGGAAAUGGGAAGAUACCUAACUAAUGAUGAACCAUAAUUAGGCGUUAUACUUCAAGAGAUACAUAUCUAAGUGACAGGUUUUACAAAUGUAUGUGAUAGUUACUGAUAAGAGGAGUUUGUAUGAGCUAAUUUUGGGGGCUACAAGAACCCGGAUUAAUAUUAAUCGUUGGAAUGUGUUUUUAAUUAGCAUUAAUCUGUAUGUAUUAAUUUUGAAUGGAAAUAUUGAGUAACGCUCGGUGGACGUAUUUGGAACUAAACUAAAGCGCAUAUAUAAAUAUAUAUAUUUUAACUUAAACAUGCGCCUAUCAACCGUGAGGUCGAGCAUUCGAAUCACGGGCAUCUUUAUACGUUUCUGCCUGUG
Pieris napi is the source of this 1968-nucleotide messenger RNA. Its product is annotated as matrix metalloproteinase-25-like. The record is from RefSeq and is a predicted model, not a curated record. The coding region runs from base 109 to 1644 and encodes 511 amino acids. The transcript has 9 exons. NCBI's taxonomy places the organism in Eukaryota, Metazoa, Arthropoda, Insecta, Lepidoptera, Pieridae. Gene Ontology annotation, biological process: proteolysis; extracellular matrix organization; collagen catabolic process. Gene Ontology annotation, molecular function: zinc ion binding; metalloendopeptidase activity. Gene Ontology annotation, cellular component: extracellular matrix.